UACUAUGAUAUUGUAAAAUCAAGCAGCAUUCACUCUAUUUUGAUUUGAAUACUGAAAAUCUCGUGCUCUCGCACUCAUUAAAUAGAUAUCAACCGUGUCAAAUUAUGAUAAUAUGACACUUGAUGACAACGAAACUAAGGCCCUCCUCACCAUCAUGACACUUCUCGUAGGAUUAUGCUCCAUUCUUAUCCUGGUGAUGAUAACACUGCUCAUAUUGACCUUUGGAUAUCCAAGCUUUCACCACCGGAAAUGCCCCCAGUUUUCGUCCAAAUUACGGAAACUUAAGACUUUCGCCGUCCCUCAAGGGUAUUGUCGCUUAAUAGGAGGGGCAUUCUUGGCCGGACUGCUAAUCUCGAGUAUAGUUCAGUUCUCGAGUAGUAUAAGGAAGGAUGAGAUAUGGACAGGUCAAGAGGACAAGCUGGUGUUUAUCACGACCACACAAUUCGCUCUGGAUCAGGUCGCGACAUUGACAAAGAUUGCGCAGUCGCUAUAUCCGGUGAGAAAUGAUGGGGUCCUCUGGGUAAUUGUGAGUCUUACAGAGGAGGAGGACUUGAUAAGGACAUCGAAGGCUGGCGAGGGAAAACUGCGAAUGCCGAGGAAUUGGGCUGAAUCGACCAAGAAGGAAGCACAUCUGAAUAUCUUGAACAAAACGCUGACCAGAUUUAGAGUCCCCUUUGUCCUCCUGGAGAAAGGGUUCGUCUCAAAUUUAACCCUCGACGACAACGACCGAAACUUCGAUUGGUCAGCAGCCGGGGUUCAGUGGGCACUUGACAAUGUGCAGGAUGGCGUGCUAAUGUUGGGAACGGAAACGUGGUCAUAUCAUCACCGAAUCUUUAAAGAGGUCAUGAGGACACGCUUAGCCUCCACUUGGCCGGUAGGUCUGGGAAAAUGGGCAGGAUUUUCUGCCCCAAUUUGGAGCAACAAUUCGAAUUCGGUGACAGGGUAUUUCGACGGAGAUUUUGAUGAUCAAGGCAAUUCCAAUAACGAAAUACCACUUUUGAGUGGAGGGACUGCCGUACGGAUUCAGCAUCUGAGAAAGAAAAAUAGAAGGGUGGGCAACUUGGUGAAAGUGAUUCUCAACGGAUAUCCAGUUACAUUGCAGGAUCUAGAAAUACCGUUCCAUAAAAUUGAACUACUCGGAAAUAAGGGGACCCAGAUUCUUGUCUGGCGGACAGAGUCCCUUCAACAACCCUUCCCAGCAACCCUACGCCUCAAGCCGGGUUACACCAAUUCGAAUAUGGUCACUCUAUGGAAAAAUUUCUUUACCGUGAUGUAUGACCAAAUUCCAGUCGAUGAGAAGUACAGGGACAAAAAUUACUCUUCGUAUUUGUGACCUUUCUAUCAAUGAAGUCGAAAACGUUUCCAGAAAAAGUUGCAUAUUUUAUUUUGUUAACGGUAUACAUUUUAUGAGAUUAAAUAUAAUAUAAUUUGUUAAGUGAGUCACAAGGCGAGUCUUGCGUGAAAUGUGGUUAGUCGUGGAAAAAAUAGAGUACAUAAUUAACUAUUGAGAUUAGUACGUUAAUAUUAAUUUGUUAAUUAAUUCAUAUCGAUUUUCUUGAAAGAAGCUCAUUUUCCCAAAAUGGCACAUCUUUUCAUUAGAGAAAUUUUUAAUAGUUAAUUUAGUCUGAGGUAUUUUCAUGUGUU
This is a messenger RNA of Folsomia candida, 1644 nucleotides long. Its product is annotated as galactosylgalactosylxylosylprotein 3-beta-glucuronosyltransferase P-like. The record is from RefSeq and is a predicted model, not a curated record. Lineage: Eukaryota; Metazoa; Arthropoda; Collembola; Entomobryomorpha; Isotomidae. The coding region runs from base 113 to 1333 and encodes 406 amino acids. The transcript has 6 exons. Gene Ontology annotation, biological process: chondroitin sulfate proteoglycan biosynthetic process; carbohydrate metabolic process. Gene Ontology annotation, molecular function: galactosylgalactosylxylosylprotein 3-beta-glucuronosyltransferase activity. Gene Ontology annotation, cellular component: Golgi membrane.